Molecule: messenger RNA, 196 nt
Organism: Chondrus crispus (carragheen)
Lineage: Eukaryota; Rhodophyta; Florideophyceae; Gigartinales; Gigartinaceae
Exons: 2
Coding region: 1-162 (53 amino acids)
Source: RefSeq, a predicted model, not a curated record
AUGCUCAAAAAUAUCCGUUACUUCUGCCACACUUUCAAUUUGCACUCAAUCUUUUCUGAUACAAAAUCUGCAUCCGAAACAUCACGCAUUGUAACCAAGAUACAUGUGGAUUCUUUUGGAGGCCUGCAAACAAAGAUUCAACAUUCUAUUAAUGAGCAGUAAACAAUCCACCAGUCUCUUGCAGUGGUCUUGAUUA